AUGUCAGAAGAUCCAGAGCUCAAGCAAUACACUCAUCGCACGGGCAAAACUCCUGACCCGCGACACCUAGCCAUCGCUCUACAUCAUGCCAAUCAAAUACAAGCGCAGAAAGACGCAGAGGUCCUAAUACUAGACCGAAUAUUGGAACUAAUCGAGCUACCCUCGUCGCCUUCCGCUGACCCUGCUUCACCAGCUCCUACAGACGUAUCCACUCUCAAAGCCGCACUGGUUCCAUUCCAACCGACAGAUUUUGACAACUUAAUUCUCGAGCGCAAUAUCGAAGGACGAUGUGGGUAUGCGUUGUGUCCCCGCGAGCACAAGAAAGAAGACUCCAAUGCAAAAUUCCGUCUCAUGCUGGGACCGAAAGGAAGUGCCGGUCGUGGCAGGGAGAUGAAGAUAGUCGCGCGUGAGAAGCUGGAAAUGUGGUGUUCAGAGCAAUGUGCUGAACGAGCUUUGUAUUUACGAGUCCAACUUGCCGAGGAACCCGUAUGGGAAAGACGGGCAAACGAAGGAGCAGCAAGGCAGGUGACAUUAUUGGAAGAAGCAAGGAAGCUCAAGAAGGCGACCAGGUCCAUCAAGAAGGCGCCAGAUGCUAUACAGCCCUCAGGCGCUACUCUUGACAGCGACUUGAGCGCACUCACAUUGAAUGACAAGGAGCAUACGCGAGCUACCGGAUCCAAACAGCUGGCCCUUGAAAGGGGUGAUACAAACUCGGCGUUUCAUGAGAACGGUCGUGUCGAUAUACGUAUUCUUGAAAAGGAUUCAUCAAAAGGAGCCAAACCAGUAGCUCCUUCGCCUCUACCCAGUGACAAAACCGGUGGCUCGAUUGAGGGCUACAUACCAAAAGGCACUAGUGAUCAGAUCAAGAGCCGAAAGGGUAAAGCAAGAGACGACGAUAACGACCAUGACGACGUCUUUGAUACGAUCUGA
Talaromyces proteolyticus is the source of this 930-nucleotide messenger RNA. Its product is annotated as Rtr1/RPAP2 family-domain-containing protein. Gene Ontology annotation, cellular component: cytoplasm; nucleus. Gene Ontology annotation, molecular function: RNA polymerase II CTD heptapeptide repeat phosphatase activity; RNA polymerase core enzyme binding. NCBI's taxonomy places the organism in Eukaryota, Fungi, Ascomycota, Eurotiomycetes, Eurotiales, Trichocomaceae. The transcript has a single exon. The record is from RefSeq and is a predicted model, not a curated record. Bases 1 to 930 code for a protein of 309 amino acids.